This is a messenger RNA of Salpingoeca rosetta, 1332 nucleotides long. RefSeq lists its product as uncharacterized. The record is from RefSeq and is a predicted model, not a curated record. Lineage: Eukaryota; Choanoflagellata; Craspedida; Salpingoecidae. The transcript has 10 exons. Bases 1 to 1332 code for a protein of 443 amino acids.
AUGCCGCAGUGCAUGGCCUGGUCGAUCGAGGUUGUGUGUUCUGGUGCGGAUGAUGAUGGGCAGUGGCGGACGAGGAAAGCAACCACAGCAACUACCACAGAAACAAAGCUGGUUCCAUCGUUGGUGCCGGCCAUCCUAGACGCAUUCUCAGACCUCAAGUACGAACACGACGUUGAUGAUGUUGGUGGUGGUGUUGUCGAUGAUGCUGUGUAUCUGCGUGUGGCGCCGGCACGCCUGCGCCAGAUCUGCGAUCACGUGUUGGGCCAGCUUGGAUCGCACAGUCCAGAGUGCCUCCCAAUCGUCAUCAAGUUUCGCAUGCAGCAAGGUGGUGGCGGUACUGUUGAGGGCGGCGAGGAGUGGGAGAUGAUGCCACAGUGCGUGGCUGCGGCCAACUCAAGACGACCACGGCCCAGCCAAUCACCGCCCUCGACCUGCUUGUGCUGCUGCUGCUUCACCAAGCACCAGAACGCCCACUGCCGCGGCGCAGAGACCACCGUGAUCAAGCUUGCAAGCACGGGCCGGCUCACCGCCGCCAUGGCCGCUGCCACGUUUGCCAGACACACGCGCGCGUUCUUGAUGUGCUUCAAGUCGAUUGUGCACAUGAUCGACAUCCUGAACCGGCAGCAGGAGGCCGCGUGCCGCCACCUCGCCUCCACGGCCGGAGGUGGUUGGGGCGCUGGUGGCGCACAUUGGCACGGGGCAGGCACAGGAGGUGGACGCAGCCAUGCCCGUGCUGCUAUGUCGCUGGCCACAGGCCACCUGAAGUUGCUGCACCCGAUUGCGCUCAUGCUGAACGGCAUCCUGGACUGCCUGAGCAACCUGCACUUCAUCCACAUCCGGCAGCUCUUCCGUCGCACUGCCGCCGCAGGCCUCAGCAUUGAUGACGAGAACGAGGAUGAGCUGAAACGCACCGGCACCAUCGCCGCCGCCACCGUCACCCGCACCUUGUUCGCUCUUGCCAACGACGCAGACAUCUCCAUCGACCGCGACCAUCUCUCCUCACUGUUGCAGGCAUUGCACUUCAUCUAUGUCGACAACACCAACAACCAUCAAGAGCAAGCACAUCUGUCGGGAUGCGUGCACGGGGAUGGCGGACUCACCAUCGACCCACCGCCGCCACGGCCGCUUGGCUUCAGGUCGCUCGCCGACCCCGACGUACCCGACACGCACGUGGUCGUCAGCGAGAAGACGCUGCAGGCACCGUUCGAGACGAAGCUGCAGCUGCUGUCGGGGAUUGCCGCCGAGUUUGCGGGUACUGUGCACAGCAAGACCGACGUGGAGACAAGACUGCGGAAGCACGCUGCCGAAACGCGAACCUCUUCGUGUUCCUGA